Messenger RNA from Manis pentadactyla (Chinese pangolin), 1998 nucleotides. RefSeq names its product cytochrome P450 4B1. The record is from RefSeq and is a predicted model, not a curated record. Gene Ontology annotation, molecular function: iron ion binding; monooxygenase activity; heme binding. Bases 47 to 1582 code for a protein of 511 amino acids. The transcript is spliced from 12 exons. Lineage: Eukaryota; Metazoa; Chordata; Mammalia; Pholidota; Manidae.
AGAAAGCGGACCACAGGCCAGAGCCACGGUGGCUGCAACUCCAGUCAUGGUGUCUGUCUUGUUCUCCCUGAGUCUCUCCCACCUGGGCCUGUGGGCUGCUGGACUUGUCCUGGUUUUAGGUUUCCUCAAGCUCAUUCAUCUGCUGCGGAGGAGGAAGAUGCUGGCCAAGGCUAUGGACAACUUCCCAGGGCCUCCCACCCACUGGCUCUUUGGGCAUGCCCUUGAGGUCCAGCAGACGGGGAGCCUGGACAAGGUGGUGUCCUGGGCCCACCAGUUUCCCUACGCCCACCCACUCUGGUUCGGACAGUUCAUUGGCUUCCUGAACAUCUAUGAGCCUGACUAUGCCAAAGCUGUGUUUAGUCGAGGAGAUCCUAAGGCCUCAGAUGUGUAUGACUUCUUCCUCCAGUGGAUUGGGAAAGGCCUGCUGGUCCUCCAGGGGCCCACGUGGUUUCAGCAUCGUAAGCUGCUCACGCCUGGCUUCCACUAUGAUGUGCUGAAGCCCUAUGUGGCUGUGUUCACCAAGUCCACAAAUGCCUUGCUGGACAAGUGGGAGGAAAAGGCUCGUGAGGAUAAGAGCAUUGACAUCUUCUACGAUGUGGGCCUCAUGGCACUGGACACACUCAUGAAGUGCACCUUUGGCAAAGGAGACAGAGGCCUGAGCCACAGGGACAAUAGCUACUACUUGGCGGUCAAAGAGCUCACUGUGCUGAUGCAGCAGCGCCUCGAGUCCUUCCACUACCAUAACGACUUCAUCUACUGGCUUAGCCCUUCUGGCCGCCGCUUCCUGCGGGCUUGUCAGGUGGCCCACGACCACACAGACCGGGUCAUAAAGGAACGGAAGGCAGCUCUGCAGGAUGAGAAGGAGCAGGAGAAGCUCCAGAACAAGAGGCACCUGGACUUCCUGGACAUUCUCCUGGGGGUUCGUGAUGAAAGUGGGAUCAAGCUGUCAGACGCAGACAUCCGGGCUGAGGUGGACACAUUCAUGUUCGAAGGCCAUGACACCACCACUAGUGGCAUCUCCUGGAUUCUCUACUGCAUGGCCCGGUACCCCGAGCACCAGCAUCGUUGUCGGGAGGAGGUGCGCGAGAUCCUUGGAGAUCGGGACUCCUUCCAGUGGGAUGAUCUGGGGAAGAUGACCUACCUGACCAUGUGUAUCAAGGAGAGCCUCCGCCUCUAUCCACCCGUGCCCCAGGUGUACCGCCAGCUCAGCAAGCCUGUCGACUUUGUGGAUGGCCGUUCUCUACCUGCAGGCAGCCUGAUCUCUCUGCACAUCUAUGCCCUCCAUAGGAAUGCUGCAGUGUGGCCUGACCCUGAGGUCUUUGACCCCCUGCGCUUUUCCACUGAGAAUGUGACCACACGCCACCCCUUUGCUUUCAUGCCCUUCUCAGCUGGACCUAGGAACUGCAUUGGGCAGCAGUUCGCCAUGAAUGAGAUGAAGGUGGUCACAGCCCUCUGCUUGCUCCGCUUUGAGUUUGCCCUGGACCCCUUGCAGCCACCCAUCAAGAUGCUUCACCUGGUCCUGCGCUCCAAGAACGGCAUACACCUCCACCUGAAACCACUGGGCCCAGGCCCUGGCAGGUAGCUUUGCUGAGAGUAGGGCCCCACACAGCCCAGGCUGUGGCUUUCCCUGGGCACUGUCCUCCCCAGGCUAGACCGUAGAGUAACUGGCUUCUCGUCUCUGGGAGGUUUGGAGCUUAGAAGGGGAGUCGACACCCACGUAGACAAUUGGCUUGAGGGCGGUGCCAUGUAAACAAGCAUGUCUAUAAAUGCUUACUGUACAGGUACUCUGUAGAUGAGUCAUUCAUUCAACAAACAUAUGGUGAGCACCUACCUGCUUCUAGAAUUUUCAUUUAUCUCCCACAGUUUGCAAUGUUUUUUAAGUGUAGCAGAAGCUUACAUUCCAGCCACAGUGACGUGGAGAACACAUGGAAGCUGUGCCCUAGGAUUUGUGUUAUGACAAAGUACUCACUCCACAUGAAAAAGGAAUGACUUUCAGAA